AUGGACAAAAAUCCUAUUGUAUAUGUUAUUUUAGCAUCGGCCAAUGAUAAAAUUGAUCUACAAAAUGCUGAACUUAUCAGCAAUCAAAAGCAAUCAUUCAAAUCUAUUGACAAUAAUGUUGAUGAAAAACGUAUUAUUAAAUUUAUUUCUUCUCAUUACUUCACCAAUUAUGAUUUCAAUUUGAAACUGGCCGGGCAUCGACUUAAAGGUAAACAAGAUUUGUUAUUAUUUCCUAAUGAUCGGAAUACAUUUUUGAUCUUAUUCAAUGAACAUAAUUGGCCUGCAACAAUUGAAUCACUUACAUAUGAAAAAAUUUUACCUAAUCAUUUACCUGCUCAAUUUUCUAUAUUACUUCGAAGUGUACCAACUCAUCUUGAUACUUCUGAAUUAUUAGCUUCUAUACAAAACGACUAUCCUGAUGUUAUUAAUGCAUUUCGAAUUAGUAACAAGAACAAACUUCCUACUACUUUGGUUAGACUUGAUAUUAAAAAUAUAAAUGUUAUAAAUGAUUUGCUCAACAAAAAAUUCUUAUAUGUUGAUAAUAUUCGUUUUGCAACUACUGAAUACCUUGCACCUGCCAAGGUCUUGAUUUGCUCCAAAUGUUAUCAGGUAGGACACUUUAGGAGCUCAUGUAAAAAUCCUUUAGAUUUUUGUAAAUUUUGUGGUGCUGGUGUGGACGAUCUUAAUCAACAUAAAUUAAAUUGUGAUAAAAAAUUAAACUGUUUAAGAUGUAAAGGUAAACAUGAUGCAAAUGAUAUGAGAUGCCCUAUUAUUACAACUUAUAGAUCUGCACUUACGAAAUCCUUUCUUACUACAGCUGGUGUUAAUAAUCAUCCACAACAGAAUCAAACAAAUUACUGGUUUAAUAAUAAUGAUUAUCCUGUUUUCGAAAAAAACUCUACUAAUCAUCAUCAUUAUUCAGUCAAUAACAUAGCCAGCGAUGCUGGUAAAAAAAUUGAAGAACUCCUUCUCAAAAUGAAUAAAAUUGAAGAAAAUCUAAAUAAAUUAUUAGAUUUAAAUAAUAAUUAUUCUGAUCAACUUAUUGGUUUACAGCAGGUGGUUAUGAAUCACACGCACGAUUUACACUUACAGCAAAUUGAUACAUCAUUUCAACGUGAUUUUAUAAACCAGUUUGUGUCGCCGUUAUGUCAAGUAAUGGUGGAAGUAAUUCCUACACUUGUAAAACAAAAUGUCUUAAACGACAAAACUCUAUUUUGUUCUUCACUUGCUGGUUUAUGUACCAAACUUGUCAAUGAUUUACCUGGUUAG
This is a messenger RNA of Rotaria sp. Silwood2, 1269 nucleotides long. The record is from the annotation of a GenBank genome assembly. NCBI's taxonomy places the organism in Eukaryota, Metazoa, Rotifera, Eurotatoria, Philodinida, Philodinidae.